UGCCAUGCAUUUCAUUUCAACAUCACAAACAAAAACAGUGCUAUCUAAGUAGCAUUCCUAUUAUAUCAAAAUUAUGGCUUUUUCUUCAUCUUUCAAGCCUAUUAUGACUUUGUGUCUUAUCUUCCUUGCGGCUUCCACAGGGAUCAGCACUACCAAUGCUCAACUUUCUACAAGUUUCUACUCUAAAUCUUGCCCUAAUCUCUUUUCCACCAUUAAACCUGUCGUUCAAUCUGCCAUUAAUAAAGAGAAGCGAAUGGGCGCCUCUCUUGUUCGCUUGUUCUUCCACGACUGUUUCGUUAAUGGAUGUGAUGGUUCAGUUCUACUUGAUGACACAUCUUCCUUCACCGGAGAAAAAACAGCACUCCCUAACCGGAAUUCGGCCAGAGGAUUUGAAGUAAUAGACAGCAUUAAAUCUGCAGUUGAAAAAGCUUGCCCUGGUGUGGUCUCAUGUGCUGAUAUCUUAGCUGUUGCUGCUAGAGACUCUACUGUUAUUCUUGGAGGUCCAACUUGGAAUGUUAAGCUUGGAAGAAGAGAUGCUAGAACUGCAAGUCUUUCAGCUGCCAAUAAUGGCAUUCCGCCACCAACUUCUAACUUGAACCAACUCAUUUCAAGAUUCAAUGCUCUUGGCCUUUCUACCAGAGACUUGGUUGCUUUAACUGGAUCUCACACAAUUGGGCAAGCAAGGUGCACGUCUUUUAGGGCACGUAUAUACAAUGAGACCAACAUAGACAAUUCUUUUGCUCAAACAAGGAGGUCAAACUGCCCAAGAACUAAUGGAACAGGUGACAACAAUUUAGCACCGCUUGAUUUGCAGACUCCUACUUCUUUUGACAACAACUACUUCAAGAAUUUGCUUAAUCAAAAGGGUCUCCUUCACUCUGAUCAACAAUUGUUUAAUGGUGGCUCUACUGAUUCAAUAGUUCGCACCUACAGUAAUGGCCAAAGCACCUUCUUCUCUGAUUUUGUUGCUGGCAUGAUCAAGAUGGGAGACAUUAGCCCACUUACUGGAUCGCAAGGAGAGAUCAGAAAGAAUUGUAGGAGGAUGAAUUAAUUAAUUGGAUUAAGAUUUAAUAAAAUAAAUUAAACUGUGUGCAAAAUUUUAAUUACUUGUAUUAAUGAGGUUUUAUUUUGUGAUUUUUCAUUAAGAAGUCCCAAAGGUGUUAGUGGAUUUUUAUAUGUACUGUUUAAAUUUUGCUAAUAAUAGAAAAGUUUGUUUUAGUAUUAA
Molecule: messenger RNA, 1225 nt
Organism: Jatropha curcas
Lineage: Eukaryota; Viridiplantae; Streptophyta; Magnoliopsida; Malpighiales; Euphorbiaceae
Product: peroxidase 4
Biological process (GO): response to oxidative stress; hydrogen peroxide catabolic process
Molecular function (GO): heme binding; peroxidase activity
Source: RefSeq, a predicted model, not a curated record